Adineta steineri is the source of this 1128-nucleotide messenger RNA. Lineage: Eukaryota; Metazoa; Rotifera; Eurotatoria; Adinetida; Adinetidae. The record is from the annotation of a GenBank genome assembly.
AUGAAUUCAAAUGAUUCACGUGCUCGUGACCUUCUUAUACGAUUUAGUGAAGGUUAUGCUCAAAUUCAUGGUCGAAUAGUAUUUCCAAUAACAAUAUUAGGUAUUUUAACAAGUAUAGUAACAAUAAUAAUAUUAAAUCGAAAAAAUUUUCAAACACCAACAAAUUUAAUUCUUCAACAUGUUGCAUUUUUUGAUACAAUUGUAUUAUUCUCAUAUAAUAUUUAUUCAUUAUAUUUUUACAUUCUUCAUGAUCCAAAUCCAUUCGUUGGUCAAUCACAAUUUUGGGUACGAUUUGCAAUAUUUCAUUCAAAUAUUGGUGUAACAGCACAUUCAAUUGCUCUAUGGCACACUUGUCUUCUUGCUAUUAUUCGUUAUACAAUAAUAUCAAAGCCAAGUCAAGUAUCAGUUAAUUCUACACAUAUAAUAAUAUUAGCUUGGUUAGUUUGUCUUAUAGUAUGUUUAUUAAUGAUACCAAGUUAUAUAUUAUAUAGUGUUAUCUCUUAUCCUGCACAUAUGUUAUUACCACAAACUUAUGAAAAUAAUUCAACAGAAAUUGUGUAUUGGAUAAGUCCACCAAGUGAUAAACAUUUGCAAAAUAUUUCACUACGAAUCAUAGCAAUAUGUUUUAAAAUCUCUCCUGUUAUUAUCUUAAUCAUUUUUAGUGUUUUGUUAAUAUUAAAUAUUCGUAUUGCACGAAAAUUACGUGAACGUCUUCGUCGUCGUUGUUCAUCAAUGAAUUCUUCAUCAAAUUUAAAACGUGAAAUGAGAACAACAACAAUGCUUGUUUUAAUAACAUUAUGUACUGUUUUUGUUGAACUUCCACAAGGAAUUUUAUUAGUUGCAAAGGAUAUUGAUAAAAAAUAUGAUUACUAUUAUCAUAUCUUGGGAGAUUUUUGGGAUAUAACAUCAAUUAGUUCAUCAUUUAUAACAUUUGUUAUGUAUUGUUCUAUGUCACAACAAUUUCGAAUGGAAAUGAUUCAACUUAUUUUACCAUCAUUUUGUAUUAAUAAAUGGAAUUUAAAAACUAAUACAAAUUCUAUAACAAGACAAAUUAGUCUCAAACAAAUUAAAACACAAAAUUCACCAUUAAUUAUUCGAAAACCAACAAAUAUUCCGACAGAUAUUUAA